Molecule: messenger RNA, 1800 nt
Organism: Punica granatum (pomegranate)
Lineage: Eukaryota; Viridiplantae; Streptophyta; Magnoliopsida; Myrtales; Lythraceae
Source: RefSeq, a predicted model, not a curated record
UCGAGCCCAAGCCAACGCCCCCCUCCUCCCCUUCCUCUAACGAAUAAUGGAGCAGACAAACGUGAUAGAGGACGACGGGACGUGAGCGAGUGAGAGAAGAAAGAGAGAGAGAAGAGCUUGGACGAAACCUGUCUUCUAUGUCUUCUCCUCCUCCUCCUUCUUCUUCGUUGUUGAGAGAGAGAGAGAGGAAGGGAGGGAGAGAGGCAAGAUAUCCGUCGAGAGAAGAAGAGUCGGACAUUCCUUCAGAUUUGAGCUGUUGAGAGAGAAGGCAGCCCUUCGCUGCAGAAGAGAGUGGGCGAUGAAUAACAUUACGACCUCAUCGGUAUGUCGCCGUUUCCGGUUUGCUCGGAUCCAUCCAUCCAUCUCUCUGCUGAACUCUGAACCAGCCGGAAUCUCCAAUACACCUGUCUGUCGUCUAUUGAGGGAGAUCCGAGGAAUUGGUGGAUUGGAUUGAGGGAAUCCAAUUGUGAAUGCAUGUUUUGUUAAUGGAGGACGAAAGAUGUUUAUUAUCGAUUCGAAUGUAUCUUACUCCUGCUUUUACGCAAAAUGGAGGAUUCACAGCUGCAAGAAUUUUCAACUGGCGUGAAAUUUCUCGAUUUUGAGUGCUUUCGUGCUUUCAUUCCGUUCGUUGCGAUUGUCGAAUUCAUAGUUCUCACAUUGUCUAGCUGCUUCGAGCACCGCCCUCGGCACAAGAAGAAAUGCCUGUACGGGUUCAGAGACCUUGCUAGCCUUGCUGAUGAGACAAACUUUACUGUAAAUGAAGUGGAGGCAUUGUACGAGCUGUUCAAGAAACUGAGUAGCUCAAUCAUUGAUGAUGGUCUAAUUCACAAGGAAGAGCUCCAAUUGGCGCUGUUCCAAACUCAAUCAGGCGAGAAUCUUUUCCUCGAUCGGGUUUUUGAUCUUUUCGACGAGAAGAAAAAUGGUGUGAUUGAAUUUGAAGAAUUUGUCCAUGCGCUCAGCAUUUUUCACCCUUACGCCCCAAUCGAAGACAAAAUUGAUUUUGCAUUUAAGCUGUAUGAUCUGAGACAAACCGGGUUUAUCGAGCGAGAAGAAGUCAAACAAAUGGUAGUUGCUAUACUAAUGGAGUCUGAGAUGAGACUGUCUGAUGAUCUUCUCGAGGCUAUUAUUGACAAAACAUUUGCCGACGCAGAUGCUGACAAGGAUGGCAGGAUCAACAGAGAUGAGUGGAAGGCUUUCGUGCUUCAAAACCCAUCUAUAUUGAGGAACAUGACUCUGCCUUAUCUAAAGGAUGUCACAACCGUGUUUCCGAGUUUUGUUUUCAACACUGAGGUCGAAGACUGAGAAUUUGUUCGCCCUACUAAGGGCAGUUUGUCAGAAAACUCAAAUGCUCUGAACAGGACCAAACCAGCUUCAAGUUUUAGGAUGGAGCAAGAUUUGUGCAUAUCUGCCGCAUUCAUCUCAUGCUUUGCCCGAUCACUGGUUUUCAGUAUCAUCCCGAGGUACAGAUCAGUUGGGCAUUGCUCAGCUGUGCCCAGGCGACACAAGGCGGGGAAAAGUAACUUUCUGGGUGACGUCGUGGGUUAUUGAGAAGUACCAUUUAGUGUAGGAUGAUGAUUAUAAUUAGUUUGGCAGUAGAGCCCACAUUUUUGUCGCAAGAGAGCAUCCUUUUCAAUUCUCUCUUUCCCUUUGGUACAUUGUAUAUAAAUUUUGGUCCCUUUGUUAGUUGGGAUCGAUUGCUUUAUUACUGUGUAGAGGUUAAUCUAUAACAAGUUCUGUAUGUUUUCUUCAACUUUUGUUAUUCAUCAGAAAGAGAAUCGCCAGAUGUCAAUUCUUUAUGGA